Candida dubliniensis CD36 is the source of this 1719-nucleotide messenger RNA. RefSeq lists its product as uncharacterized. The transcript has a single exon. Gene Ontology annotation, biological process: carbohydrate metabolic process. Gene Ontology annotation, molecular function: kinase activity. Bases 1 to 1719 code for a protein of 572 amino acids. The record is from RefSeq and is a predicted model, not a curated record. NCBI's taxonomy places the organism in Eukaryota, Fungi, Ascomycota, Pichiomycetes, Serinales, Debaryomycetaceae.
AUGGACUUCUCCACAACAGCAGCAGUAGGAGUAGAUAUAGGAACUGGUUCAAUUAGAGUGUAUUAUAAUGAAACCCUCACCUCGUUGCCAAUUACCACUGAAAAUGAUAAAUACAUCACCCAAUCAUCAUUUGAAAUAUAUUCAAAACUAAUCCUGUUAUUAAGUAGCCCCCCAUUGGAUUGGAAUUUCGGGUCUAUAAGCAUAACAGCAACAUGUUCAAUGGUGGUAUUAUCCAAGAUAAUAAUUAAUGGGGAAACGUAUUUAACACCAUUUAGUUUGAGCAAAUCUCAUCCUAAUAGCGAUGUUUUGUUAUGGAUGGAUAAUUCUGCCACUUUGCAAUGUAAUCAAUUGAAUGGGUAUUUAACAGUGGCUAACAAAGAUAUACUAAAUCUUUUGGGAGGCAAAUUUGUUCCAGAAUUAGGAUUGCCCAAAUUGAAAAUGAUAAAUGACAACUUUGUUGAGGAAAAUACUAGAGAUGGAGAUGGUAAUUCCGAUUUGGUGUGUUUUGAAUUAUAUGAUUGGAUAAGUUAUUUGUUAAAAGUAGGAGGAUUUAAAAACAUUAAUGCACAUUUUAAUGGUGAUGAUUAUAGCGAUGAAAAAUUGAUAAUACCUUAUAUUCCUUCAAGACCGUUUGAUUCGGGAUAUGCCAUUGAUGGGUCCAUUAAAGGGUGGCCAUAUCAAUUUCUACAAGAGAUGGGUAUAACUGUUGAAGUUGGGAGAAGUGAAAGUGGUAUUGGGAAUAGACUAUUGCCAAUUGGUACCCCUAUUGGUAAAGUUGACAAAUCAGAUAUAAUUAUAGGUCAUGGUUGUAUCGAUUGUUACAGUGGAUUUAUGAAUAUGUAUCGGCUGUUACCAUCAGAUAAGGGUUCUACGUUUUCAACAGUUUCGAUGAUUGCUGGAACUUCCACAUGUUUUAUAUACUCUACUGAGACACUAAUGGAAGACACUAAUAGAAAUUGGGCUGCGGCCCCAAGUUAUAUUCCAACUGUUUGGGGACCCGUAGAAAUUGGUAAAUCAGGACUUUAUUUAUAUGAAUUCGGCCAACCAGCUACAGGCAAGUUAUUCGAAGAGUUUUUAACAAUUGGAUUUGUUCAAUUGGAGCAAGAGACUAAAAAUUUGGAAUUGAAACAUCAUAAACCAAUCCAUGAGUUGAUUAAAGGUUAUUUUUACUAUGGUGAUGUUUAUGGGAAUAGAAAUCCAUAUAGUGACCCUAAAAUGUCGCAAAUGAUCAUAGACAAUAAUAACGACAUAUUACCUAAUGUUAUUACAACAAAUAAUCAAAAUGGAGAAUCUGCAAAUGUACUACCACAAGUAAUAAAGUACAUUCUAAUACUUGAAUUUCUUGUGUUCCAAACAAAACAAUUGUUGGAACCCUUGUCGGAUGUUUCUCAAAUUAUCAUAAAUGGGUCGCAAAGUAAGAAUACCAGGUUUUUGAAAUUAUUAUCUACAGUUACAGGAUUACCAAUUGUAAUUGCUAAGAAUGCGGUUGCUCGAGGUGCUCAUUUGAUGGCACUAAUUGGCAAGCUAUGUUCACUCGGUUGGAAUUACGAUGAUGCGUUUGAUCAAGUAAUCCAAAGUAAUAAUGAUGAAUGUGUUGGCAAUAAUGAUAUUGUUGAUGUCAGGGAGGAUUAUUACCAGCUAUUAAUGACAAAGUAUGAAAUAUUUAAAGACAUGGCAAGCGCUCAACAAAGAUAUCGUAAACUUAUGGGUGAUAUCUAA